AUGGCCUCCACGCAUGCUGCCAUUGCCACAGAGCACCUUUCCAUGAUGGACCUCCACCGCCGUCUCGGUCACAUCGCGCCCCGUGCUGUGUGCGACCUUGUUGCCAAGGGGUUUGUGACUGGUGUGAAGUUAGUACACUCCGACGAGCCGGAGGUGUGUGAAGCAUGCAUUCACGCUAAGUCCACGCGCAAGCCCGUGCCAAAGGAGCGUCAGGGAGAGCGUGCUGCAGAGUUUGGCGAGGAGGUUCACUCGGACAUUUGGGGCCCUGCACGGAUC
Postia placenta MAD-698-R-SB12 is the source of this 276-nucleotide messenger RNA. RefSeq lists its product as hypothetical. The transcript has a single exon. The annotation marks the transcript as partial. NCBI's taxonomy places the organism in Eukaryota, Fungi, Basidiomycota, Agaricomycetes, Polyporales, Adustoporiaceae. The record is from RefSeq and is a predicted model, not a curated record.